UGGCUCAGCUCUGAGGCGCGCCUUCUGAGCUGUUUCAGGGUCUGGCUGCGUAGAGGGGGAGAAAUAGACGUCCUGGUACGAUAUGGCUACCGGCCUUUCUUUCGGGUCCGCUGCCGCUUCCACCACAACAACCCUUAACCCGACGGCGGGUGCCGCGGCCCCGUUUUCAUUUGGGGGGACUCCUGCGGCCAGCAACACCGGCGCGUCUGCGGGACUUGGGUUCGGUGCUUUUGGCUCCACUGCAACAACUACGGCCUCAACAGGACUUGGAGGAGGACUUUUUGGAGCAAAGCCUGCAACUGGAUUUACGCUGGGGGGAUCCAAUACAGGAGCUACCACCACAUCUGCGCCUACGACUGGUUUCAGUUUGCCUUUCAAUAAACCCGCAGGAUCGGCCACUCCGUUCUCCUUGCCUGCUGCAACUACCUCAACGACCGGCCUUUCUUUAUCAUCUGCUUUCACCUCCACCCCAGCAUCAGGAUCAGCUCCGUUUUCCUUAAACUUGGGCAAUACAGCAGCUACUACUACAACAGCCGCGACAGGUCUGUCACUGGGUGCAUCGCUGACUGGCCUCGGUGGAUCGCUGUUUCAAAACACAGCUCAGCCUGCGUCAGGACUUGGCCAGAGCACAUUAGGUUUGGGAUUGGGUCUUAAUUUGGGAGGAAUUGCUCCUGCUGCACAGACUACUACAAAUGAAGGACUCGGAGGCUUAGAUUUCAGCAGUUCGUCUGACAAAAAAAGUGACAAAACAGGAACCAGACCUGAGGACAGCAAAGCACUUAAGGAGGAAAACCUACCUCAAAUAUUAUGUCAAGAUGUAGACAAUUUCCAGAAAUUUGUGAAAGAGCAGAAACAGGUUCAAGAAGAGAUUACUAGAAUGUCUUCAAAAACAUUGAUGAAGGUAGAAGAGGAUAUGAAAGCCUUAAAGCAACUCCUAUCACUCGCAUCCAGUGGACUACAGAAAAAUGCAUUGGCCAUCGACAAACUGAAAAAGGAAACUGCCCAGGAACUAAAAAAUGCUGAAAUAGCUUUACGGACACAGAAAACGCCUCCUGGCCUACAGCAUGAAAAUAUAGCUCCAGCAGACUACUUCCGGACGUUGGUGGAUCAGUUUGAGGUCCAGCUGCAGCAGUACAGACAGCAAAUAGAAGAACUGGAAAAUCAUCUAGCAACCCAAGCCAAUAGUUCACAUUUAACUCCUCAAGAUUUGUCUUUGGCAAUGCAAAAGCUGUAUCAAACCUUUGUGGCGUUGGCUGCUCAGCUGCAGGCAGUACAUGAAAACGUCAAGAUGCUGAAAGAACAGUACCUCGGCUACCGGAAGGCGUACCUGGCUGAUUCUAGCGAUGUGUUCGAGGCGCGGCGGGCCGAAGCGAGGAAGUGGCAGAGCGCCCCCCGAGCUACCACCGGACCUACACCCUUCAGCAACAUGCCAAACGCUGCUGCUGUUGCCAUGGCUGCAACUCUAACGCAACAACAGCAGCCCGCUACAGCAGGGUCCCGGCAGCCUGUGGCCGUUAGUUUUGGAGCUCCGUUCGGCUCUGCCAUGAGCACUGCCUUGCAGCAGCCAGGUGCUUUGGGCUCUUCAAGCCUUGGAGGCUUUGGUAGCACUGCAUUUGGAGGCAGCACCGCAGGAGCUUCCACAUUUGGCUUUGGAACAGCAAAUAAACCAUCGGGAAGCUUGAGUGCAGGAUUUGGCAGCUCAUCUACAUCUGGAUUUAACUUCAGCAACCCUGGCAUCAAUUCAUCAGCUGGCUUAACCUUUGGCGUAUCAAACCCCUCAUCUGCAGGCCUUGCAACAGGAGGACAGCUGCUUCAGCUUAAGAAGCCCCCAGCUGGAAACAAGAGAGGGAAAAGAUAGACUUUUUGCUGACCAAAAAAGCAUCUAGUUACAUCCUAAUUACGUCCUAAAGAUCUAUUUUUCUAAAUCGGUGCAUUAAUUGUACCCCCGAGAGAUUUAUAAACUUUUUAGAAUUUUUAUUCUGUGUUCCUUAGUAUUGUGUUUUUCAAAUAACCUCAUUUUUUCCCCCCAGUCCAUAAGUAUUUUUAAAAUCUGAAAGCUGGGAAUAUAUUUGUAAAAAGUUUUCCUGAAAUUCUCCAGUAUCAUCAUAGGGUUUCUUUCUAAGACACAAACCUAUGUCUGGGAACUCUAUGGGAUUUCUUUGCGUAUUUCAUGAAAUAACUUCUGUGGGUUUUAUAGCUCAACAAUUCUAGGUAUUUGAAAUUCUUCAACUAAGUAAAUACGGGACCAUUCGUCUGUUAUGUGCUUCUGAAGCGAACUUCAUAAGCCAUAAAUCGGGUAUUUCAUUCAGUGACUAUGUCAAAAACGUACUGAGUACCACUGUGUUCCUCUUCUUGUUUUGUGAAUCACUUAAAUUCAUAGUUUUUAUGCAGCUUCAGUGCGACACCCGAUGGCUCAAAAUGUGCAAAAAGUGGCGUUCCAGAAUAUAGCGGUCUGCGCACGCAACGAUGAUUUUGUGCUUCAAAGCGUUCCCGGAAAUGUUAUUUACAAGGUAGUCUGAUUCUUACAUCACAAACUUCCAGAAUUCUUUUGUUUCUUUGCCAUGGCUGUCAAGCUGCUGAUACAAAGUAUUCCUUUUGGUUUUAUAUCUACCAGCGUGUGUAUUUUGUGUUCAAACAAUGAGAGUGAGAUAUUAUCACUUCGAUGUCUGCAUGGGUUUUGCUCCACGAAACGUCAAAUAUGGUAUAUUUGAAUAUGAAUGUACAUGUGCCUAAUAGUGAAUUUAUUUCUUAGCGAAUGAUUUAAUCUGUCUGUAUUACUUUACCUUUUACAUGCUUUGUGAAGACGUUUAGACACUUUUCCAUCUUCAGAGGGCUCCAGUUUCAGAACUGCUUUGAAAUGGUUUGUUUUUCACUUAUUUGAAAUAAAGGAAACAUUACAUUGAUCACCGUUUACCCAUUUACAUAUUAAAAAAUCCAGGUUCGCCAUUGCAUUCUUAUCGGCCCAAUUUCAUGUACACCCCAAGACGUGUCUUCAGUUAUCACA
Molecule: messenger RNA, 3004 nt
Organism: Spea bombifrons (plains spadefoot toad)
Lineage: Eukaryota; Metazoa; Chordata; Amphibia; Anura; Pelobatidae
Gene: NUP58
Product: nucleoporin 58
Exons: 15
Coding region: 83-1858 (591 amino acids)
Biological process (GO): nucleocytoplasmic transport
Cellular component (GO): nuclear pore
Molecular function (GO): structural constituent of nuclear pore
Source: RefSeq, a predicted model, not a curated record